Molecule: messenger RNA, 729 nt
Organism: Dentiscutata erythropus
Lineage: Eukaryota; Fungi; Glomeromycota; Glomeromycetes; Diversisporales; Gigasporaceae
Source: the annotation of a GenBank genome assembly
AUGAUAAAAAUAGUAUAUGACUUGGCUUCUUCUGCUCCUACUACUGUUGCAGGAAAUUCUCGUCUUAAUUUAUUACAGAAAGAGUUGCAUAGCUUAGAAGCUGAUUAUCCCAUUACUGAGGCAACGAAAAUACCUUUUAUUACUGAAGAAGCAAAUCGGAUUCAAGCAAGAAAGCGUAUACUUUGUGGAAUUAAUGUUUACGAUUGUCCCAAGUUCUUUUACCUAGAAAAGGUUCAGGAAAGACUUAACGAAUGUAAUAUUACCAAGCCUCCUUCAAUGCAAAAUCUAAUAGACAUAAUGAUAAUGCUAUAUGAGGUAGAAGAACCCCGGCCAUUCCUUUCAAUGGAAAAAAAUCCAAUACGAGCAAGAGAAUUACUUAUCUGGAUUCAGAGAUUAAUACCGGAUAAAUUUCCCUUCUUGUUAAAAGAUAAGGAUAGAAAUACUAAUGUUGCAUCUCUUAAUCAAUUCUUAAGUUGCCAUAGAAUUACCUCAUAUAUGUUAAGAAAAAUAGAUGCCGAUCAUGCUUCCAGAGUACAUGGAGGUAGGAAUGAUUCCCACCGUCAAUAUUUAUGGCAAUUGGCAUGUAGACAUAAAAUAGGUCAUGCUUCAUCAGUUGAACAUUAUGGUGUAAUGAAUGACAGACCAAAUACUCCAGCACCUAAACAAGAAAAUAGUGAGGUCGAGGAUAAUAUCAAUUUAUACAGAGAAAUUUUUGACAAUAAGAACUAA